AAGGGGAAGCACCCGUGCAUGUGGCUGGCGCCUGCCUGGUCUGGACACCCACCCGUCCGCGCCGCUUGCCCGCGUCAGCCGCGUCCCUGAACCUCGGGGUCGUGUUUGUGUUUGACCCGCGGGCGCCCGCGGCUGGGCUCGCGGCCGAGGCCGGUGCCAGCGGGGCGGGGCGGGCACGGCGGAGGCGGAGGAAGAGGGAGCAGGAGCCCGGGGAGGCCCGGCGCCGCCAUGGAACUGGGCCCUGAGCCCCCGCACCGCCGCCGCCUGCUCUUCGCCUGCAGCCCCCCUCCCGCUCCGCAGCCCGUCGUGAAGGCGCUGUUUGGCGCACCUGCCGCCGGAGGUCUGUCGCCUGUCACCAAUCUGACGGUCACCAUGGACCAGCUGCAGGGGCUGGGCAGUGAGUGUGAACAGCCACCAAAGACAAGAAACAGCAGUUUGCAGAGAAUGGGCUCCUCUGAGUCAACAGAUUCAGGUUUUUGUCUGGAUUCUCCUGGACCCUUGGACAGUAAAGAAAACCUUGAAAAUCCCAUGAGAAGAAUAAAUUCCCUACCUAAGUUCCUGGGGUGUAGCCCAGCUCUGAAGAGGAGCCAUUCUGAUUCUCUUGACCAUGAUGUCUUUCAGCUGAUUGACCAGGAUGAGAACAAAGAAAAUGAAGCCUUUGAGUUUAAGAAGCCAAUAAGACCUGCGUCUCGUGGCUACCUGCACUCUCAUGGACUUGAAGAGGGUAAAGAUCUCCUUACACAGAGGCAGAACUCUGCCCCAGCUCGGAUGUUUUCCUCAAAUGAAAGAGAUAGCAGUGAGCCAGGGAAUUUCAUUCCUCUUUUUAUGCCCCAGUCACCUGUGUCUUCCACUUUAUCUGAUGAAGAUGAUGGCUUCAUGGAUCUUCUUGAUGGAGAAAAUCUGAAGAAUGAUGAAGAGACCCCGUCAUGCAUGGCAAGCCUCUGGACAGCUCCCCUAGUAAUGAGAAGAACUACAAAUCUUGGCAAUCGAUGCAAGCUGUUUGAUUCCCCUUCCACAUAUAGCUCCACUGCCAGGUCAACAUUGAAAAGACCAGAAAGAUCUCAAGAGGAGUCACCACCUGGAAAUACGAAACGGAGGAAAAGCACAACUGGUACCAGUCCUGGAGAGGCAGCUAGUCCAGAGAAGUCCCAGGAGGAUCUACAUCAAUCUUUAUCCCUGGCAUCUUCCCCAAAAGGGACCAUUGAGAACAUUUUGGAUAAUGACCCAAGGGAUCUUAUAGGAGACUUCUCUAAGGGUUAUCUCUUUCAUACAGUUGCUGGGAAGCACCAGGAUUUAAAAUACAUUUCUCCAGAAAUUAUGGCAUCUGUUUUGAAUGGCAAGUUUGCCAACCUCAUUAAAGAGUUUGUUAUCAUUGACUGCCGCUACCCAUAUGAAUACGAGGGGGGACACAUCAAGGGUGCAGUAAACUUGCACAUGGAAGAGGAGGUUGAAGAUUUCUUACUCAAGAAGCCCAUCGUACCUACUGAUGGCAAGCGUGUCAUCGUUGUGUUCCACUGCGAGUUUUCUUCUGAGCGAGGCCCUCGUAUGUGCCGGUAUGUGAGAGAGAGAGAUCGACUUGGUAAUGAGUACCCCAAACUCCACUACCCUGAGCUGUAUGUGCUGAAGGGCGGAUACAAGGAAUUCUUCCUGAAAUGCCAGUCUCACUGUGAGCCCCCCAGCUACCGGCCCAUGCACCAUGAAGACUUUAAAGAAGAUUUGAAGAAGUUCCGUACCAAGAGCCGGACCUGGGCAGGGGAAAAGAGCAAAAGGGAGAUGUACAGUCGUCUGAAGAAGCUCUGAGAGCUGCGGUGCUAGGCAGCAGCAGCCAAGCCUACCUUCCUUCCUCCUUUUCACCUUCUUUGCUGCAAAGAAACUUGAGCAAAGAGGCCAGCUGACAUUUGGAGAGAGGGCCUGGGGCGUCCAUGCUUUAAACUUACUUCCCACACUCCCAAGGUUGGAGCCCAGAGCAUCUUGCUUGCUCUGCCACUUCUGUCCCCUAUAAGACAUCCUCCUGCAUCAGGACUGCUCUGCCACAGCACAGUUCCAAGCACCAUGUCCAGAUGUUCAAACUCUUCAUUCCCUGCAGCUGGAUGAGCCACCUGGGACCUUACUGGGCACUGGCCUUCAUCCCUGAGGGAAGGGGAGGGGAGGAGAAAGAAGGAGAAGGGAGUGGAAGUGGAGAGAAGUUAGAAAAACAGAAAUGCUGCUGGCCAAAUACCAAAGACAGCCUGGGAAGGAAAGGUCUUUUUGGGAUAACCCAUAUCUUUAAUUUAUUCAACAUCAUCAAUCACUUUAUUAUUAUUAUUUUUUUAAUUCCUGGAGACUUAUUUAACUACUUUAGGUCAAAAUACUGCCAUUCUAGGUAGGGUUUUAGCAUCCCAGGGGCUACCUCUGCUUUUAAUUAAAAAAAAAAAAAGAAAAGAAAGGAAGGGGGAGGAAGAGGCAAACUCGUGAGUUGUGGGACAGAGACCUAGGAGCUCUGUCACCCCCAGGAGGCACUGCGGUACUGGGGCUGCUGCUAUUUAAAGCCAAGAACUGAGAUACUAGUGGGAGCAGGCACUGGACUCAGGCUUGGCUAUAGGACAUAAGCUAAAAAACUUCCCAGACCUACCUCGAAGGCCAUGAGAUCUUUCCUGUGAGAGGUCACCCUGCCCUUCCUCUCCCCAGUUCCCUGUGAUGUUGGCUGGUGUAGGAGUCAGUCAGGAAAGCACUUCAGGCAGCUUCCAUUUGGCCUUCCCAGGUCAGUGUUGGAACAAAGUAGUGUAGGUACCCCAGAGAGGGGGACAGGGAUGGGUGGGCUCUGUGGGAUAGGGGAGGGGAGUAUACACUGAGUGUCUUCCUUCUAUUAAUCUGAUACUCUUUGGUAGCUUUUAUUUUAAUUUAAAAAAAAUAGUCAUUUAUGAGUCAAAGAGUAUCAAAUCAGUGUAGACUGGGCCACCCAAGUGUGGAGAGAAGGGCUGGUAACCCUGGUCAUGACAAGGGUGUGGGUGCUGGCAAAGAGAUGACUGUGUAGAAUGUGUUUCUCAGGAGGCAGUGUGGUGGAUUUUGAAGGUGAAACUUUCUGAGUUUAUCAUGUUUUAAUUUGAGGGACAGGAAGUGAUGGAUCAUCACCCCUGGUCCCCUCAUCUAACCCUUUGGAAGUGGGGGUCUCAAAGGAACACCUCCCAUCCAAGGAGCUGGGGCUGAUUUGAUUGAGUCUAGACAGGCCUGUUUGGUCCCUGCUCAUCCCCACUCUUAGUUACCAGCCUCCUCACCAUCUUUGCUCCAUUGGGGUAUAGCCAACUUUGUCUUAUACACAAGAGUCAAUCUCCCCUCUUGCCUCUGUUUUCUGUUUGGUGGUAGGGAGGGAAUCAGUGAUAUUGGAGAUGACUAGUUGCUGUGUUAUGGGUUUGAGUUGCAUUUGGCUAUAAAACAAUCUUGUUAGAAAAGAUUAUGGGGAGGAGAGGAACAAAAAGGGAGAGGGAAAUGACCUACCCCCCCCCACACACACACACAUUGAGAGACAUCUCAGUUGGUCUCUAAUUUGUAGGGAUUCUGUUGGUUGAAUACUCGAGAGGUGGGAUGGCCUUCAGAUUGUACCAACUUAGCUAGCAUUGCAAACCAGCUGUUGUAGUCUCUGAAAAUAAAAACCUUG
Condylura cristata (star-nosed mole) is the source of this 3634-nucleotide messenger RNA. It is a transcript of the gene CDC25A, whose product is annotated as cell division cycle 25A. NCBI's taxonomy places the organism in Eukaryota, Metazoa, Chordata, Mammalia, Eulipotyphla, Talpidae. Bases 229 to 1800 code for a protein of 523 amino acids. Gene Ontology annotation, molecular function: protein tyrosine phosphatase activity. The record is from RefSeq and is a predicted model, not a curated record. Gene Ontology annotation, biological process: positive regulation of G2/M transition of mitotic cell cycle; G2/M transition of mitotic cell cycle; positive regulation of G2/MI transition of meiotic cell cycle. The transcript is spliced from 15 exons. Gene Ontology annotation, cellular component: nucleus; cytoplasm.